Molecule: messenger RNA, 1948 nt
Organism: Spinacia oleracea (spinach)
Lineage: Eukaryota; Viridiplantae; Streptophyta; Magnoliopsida; Caryophyllales; Amaranthaceae
Product: pentatricopeptide repeat-containing protein At4g35850, mitochondrial
Exons: 13
Coding region: 229-1551 (440 amino acids)
Cellular component (GO): mitochondrion
Molecular function (GO): protein binding
Source: RefSeq, a predicted model, not a curated record
AGAACGAGGGAAGGCCAACUAAGUGAGCCGACGAGCCCUCAGAAUAAUACUUCUUCGCACAAGCCGCAAACAAGUCAACAACAGCCCUCUACAAGGUUUUGCACCUUCCAACUCGUAAAUUUCCAAAGAGUAGCAAAUCCUGAGCACCCACCACUACCAGGGUUUAAGAUUCAGAGAAAGAAAGACGCUCUAACAUUUUUCAGUCCAAUUACUGUGGGAAAAAACACCAUGAAACUUCUUCAAUCAAUCAAUGGACAUGGCAGAGUUUUUCUACGCUCAUUGGGACGGCGUCACUACGCAGUUCAACCGGAGGAAUAUACAAGGAGAAAUUACGCAAACAAUCUUUCUGAGUACAAUACUGUUGUGGGUUCUGUUACUGCUCAGCGCAAGCAUUUUUUAUUGAGGGACGUUUAUGAUGAUAUGAUGAUUGAUGGAGUUCAGCCUUCAAGAGAUACAUUUCAUUCUUUGAUCGCCGGAACGAUGAAAGGUGCUCGUUUGCAGGAUGCUUUCUUCUUUAGGGAUGAAAUGAAAGCAAUGGGUUUGCUACCUGAUGUGACUCUCUACAAUUUCUUAAUUUCCAUAUGUGGGAAAUGCAAGCGCUCCGAACAUGCAAUUCAAAUAUUGGAGGAGAUGAAAAGAAAUGAAGUGAAACCAACUGGGCAGACCUACAUCUGUCUUCUUAAUGCAUGUGCCACCACAGGAAAACUAGAUCGAGUGUAUGCUAUUGUCCGUGAUAUGACUGCAGCUGGUCUUGGCUUGAAUAAAUUCUGUUAUGCUGGUCUUAUUUCUGCUCAUAGGAACAAGAUACCUUUGGCUGAUGAUACAGCUGCAAGAAUUAUAGAGCUGGUUGAGCAGUCCAAAGGGUGGUCCUCACCAGAACAGAUGGGUGCUACUGCUGAAAAUGUUAUGAUGGGUGUUGUUCCUGAAGAGUUGUUCAACAUUCCAACUGCAGAAUAUAUUAAUAGGCGUGGUUGGUUUGUGGAUAAGAAGCUAACUGUUUAUCAUGCUGCAUCUCACGCUCUAGCGGAUCUUUGCAGUGUAGAGGCAAUGGAAACCCUUUUAAAGAUGCUCGAGCAAGAUAACAACCGUCCUGAUCCUUUUACAACUAUGCAGGUUAUGAGGUGCUACUUGCACUCAGGGAACCUGGAUCGUGGUUGUCAAGUAUUUGAGGAGUUUAUGAAUUCUGGGAGGCCACCAUUUGUUGAAUUGUUUGUGACUCUAAUAGAAGGAGCCAUGGUCGGUCAUACUCCUAAGGGUAUGCAAAUAGCUCAGGAUGCACUGGUAAGUAUGACCUCAAAAAACAUCUUCCUGAACCCAAGAGUGGCUAGUGAUCUUCUCCUGAUUGCAGCUGGUGAAAAGAUUGGCGGAUAUACCACAGCCAACUAUUUGUGGGAUCUGAUGCAAGCUCGAAACUUUAUUCCUCCUCCGCCUGUUGUGGAAGCAUACUUUGCUGGUUUAAAAGAGCGUGAGGUACCUAAAGAUGAACCACGGCUGCUGAAGGUCAUUCAGGUUCUUGAUAAUUACCAGGGAAGAUUCAGUGUGCGGCCUUGAAUGCCAUCAGAGAUGUGAGAUUAUUUAAGAAGGUUUAUUGGCAAUCACAUUUUGCUGCUCUCCUAGUUUGUAUUACUUGCAACAUCUGUUCUUGGAGUGGAGAAGUAAUGAUGACAAACUAUAGAUGUAAGUUAUCUAGCUAGCUAAGUAUGAUGCAAAUCUGCAAUGACUAGUAUCAAUUUUAUGCCUACAGCGAUUUGUGUUCUAAAUGUUCCUAUUUUGACGGGAGACCAUAUCUUUCUUUGAGAUGCAUUUUUUUAUUGAUUAAUUUUUUUAUCUGUUAUUUUUUGAGAUAGUUGGAUAUACAUUUAUUAUCUUAGAAAACCAUAUUGGAUUCUUAACUAAAAAAAGCUACAACUUUUUAUUGCAUUAUACAAUUCGGCACUAUAUUAUUUGA